Acaromyces ingoldii is the source of this 2669-nucleotide messenger RNA. RefSeq names its product DLIC-domain-containing protein. Gene Ontology annotation, cellular component: centrosome; cytoplasmic dynein complex. The coding region runs from base 74 to 2614 and encodes 846 amino acids. Lineage: Eukaryota; Fungi; Basidiomycota; Exobasidiomycetes; Exobasidiales; Cryptobasidiaceae. Gene Ontology annotation, biological process: microtubule-based movement; microtubule cytoskeleton organization. The transcript is spliced from 5 exons. Gene Ontology annotation, molecular function: dynein heavy chain binding. The record is from RefSeq and is a predicted model, not a curated record.
UUUUUAGACGCAUUCAACAAGAACGUUUUGCGACGUUUGUUGCUCUCGCCAGACUCGGGAGACGAGGAGCAACAUGUCGUCGUCGUAUGACGAGGGGAAGAAUGUUGGCGAUGAGAGUGUCGUUUCCGUGACGGGAGGCGGUGCAGAGGGCGAUGUAUCAAUCGAUCUUUCCUCCUUCAGCAGCAACAUGGUCCUUCCUUCGAGCGUUGGAGACACUUCAAGGAUCAAUGGCGUGGCGUCCAGGGCCGGCCACUCCAAACAAAGCAGGGAGGAGGGAGCUGCCUCGGGUCAGCAACAUGAGGAGGAUCUGUGGGGAAGCAUCCUGAACAGCGUCAAGAGCAGUAGGGCCGUGCCGGUUAAGAAUGUCAUCAUGCUAGGAGAAUCACGGACAGGGAAAUCGACCUUGCUGACACAACUAUCGUCCAAGUCGCCCUCUGGCUUUAUCUCGCACCAUCACAACACGCUCGAGGGCGCCUCGUCAGGUAUCGCCCCCGACCACGAUGGAGCUUCGCCACCGCAGGCGAGCAACAUAGAUGCAAUUGCUCAACAACAACAACAGCAGCAGCAACAGCAGCAAGUGGGGAUGGCGACCGACCUUGGCUUGGGAUAUGGGUAUUUCGAUAUUGGCGACGAUGACGGCGAAGACGUCAUUGCUCGAGUGGGCGUCUACCAGCUCACCUCGUCCCAUCUCUCGUUGCUACCCUUUGCGGUGCCAGCGCCUGCCGAUGCCGCUCGCAAUCAAUCUUCAAAUACUCUUCACGCCCAGGGAGAGGUGAAUGGAACGGCGGCGGCGGGCGAGGGAAGCAGCAACAGCGUACAUAAUUCUAAGGGUCCAAGCACGGACGUGAGCGCCGACCUGCGGCCUCGACCAUCGAUUGAUGCGCUCCGCGACAGUCUCUUUCUCAUCACGCUCGAUUGGGAAUCUCCUUGGACGUUUCUUCGACAGCUGGCAGAGUGGCUCGAAGUGGUCAGGCAGACGGUCGAAGAUGCUGCCGGCAAGGGAAAGGGGCGCAGCAGCGUGUGGUCGAAAGAGGGCGUUGCGCUCGACGAGAUGAAGGAGAAGCUGCAAGCAUACAUUCGAGCCUACGCCGAGCCAUCGGCUCCCGUCGGCACAACAACAGGGACCGGUUCAGCGAACGACCAGGACGUUGGCAACACGAGCGCAAUUGUUGCCGUGUCGAAUCCUACCUUGGAUGGGGAAGACGAUCUGCCGCUGCCAGAAGGCUGCUUGACGCACAAUUUUGGGGUACCCCUCGUCGUCGUGUGCACAAAAGCCGACACGAUUCCGCGACUAGAGCGCGAUCGCGACUUCAAAGAAGAACAGUUCGACUAUAUACAACAGGUUCUCCGCACAGUGUGUUUGAAGUACGGAGCGGCCCUCUUCUUCACUGCACAAGGCAAGACGCAAUCGUAUGACGUCCUACGAUCUUACCUACUUCAUCGACUCUUCACACCUGUCGCCGGUCACGGAUCCGCAGGAAACCCACCAACCUCGAAUGGCUUUUCCACUGGAACAGCAGGCGGCGCUGCUCCUUCCUCCACAGCCUUUCCCUUCCUCCACCGUGCCUCGACGGUCGAACGCGACGUGCUCUUGGUGCCGUCUGGCUGGGAUAGCUGGGGCAAAAUUCGAGCGCUGCGGGAAGGCUUUGAUUGUGCGGGGACAGCCAGCGGCUGGGAGUGGGAUGUGGAAGUGGAGAGGGUGCGGCGAGAAAAGGGUCUGCCGAGCGGCAGUACCGAGGCGGAGGAGGUUGCCGAGCAGACGGUCGACCGGAGGGGCAGAGGCGAGGAGGGCGUGGCGAGCGCAGUCAGGCUCUACGAAGAUAUUAUCGAAGACUGGGAGGACCAGGGGCCCCUCAAUGCGGCCAAUUCGCGAACAGCCGAGCCAGAUGAUCAAGCAUUCCUGCUCCAGCACUACAAUGCUCUGCAAAAGGAUGCGGACCCGAGGAGCCGGUUUGCGCGCACAACGUCAGCAGCCAACAAUCCCUACACCUCUUCCGCUGCCAGUGCCAGUCGUGACGCGGCAGCAGUUGGCGCUGAUGAGGAGGCCGAUGUGGCGAAUGAGGGAGGGCAGCGGAGCGUCGUUGGACCCAUGGGCAGCAGCAGUCUGAGCCUUCCGAGCGUAGAAAGGGCAAUGCAGGAGCGGCAGGAGGACGGCACCCUGGGCUCCUCAUCGAGAGAUGGAGGCGCACGAACGAGCAAGUCGGGCCGGAGCGGGAGGUCAGGCGCAGAACGAGAGAGGGAUCGCGAUGGCCGAGCCACGCCGACGCUCACAGUGGGAGGCACGACGGGAGCUUCGAGGCCAAGGCAAAGUAAUGUGGGCUUGGGCCUGACAUCGCCCUCGUUGGGUGCAGGCGGUGACCCGAUGGAUCGAGCAAGCGCGCACAGUGGCAGUGGCGGACACAGCCGGCCGACGAGCCCCGCGGCGGGCGGAGCACAGAGCCCAACGGGAGCAACGACGCCGGGCGGAGGCGUGCAGACGCCCAAACAGAGCGAGGUCCUCCACUCCUUCUUCCAAAGCUUGCUCAAGGAGAAGAGCACGUCGAGCCCCACGCCGGGUGCAAGAACCAGUAGAGGACCAGGGGGCGCAGGUGUUGGAACGGGCGAGAGGAGGUAGAGCUUAGCAGUUCCCUUCUCAGAUGAAUGCAUCUUCUUCAAGAAUUUUCGCUCCG